GCGUGCAUGCGCGAGCCACUGGAUAGUUUCCCAAAGUCCCGAUUCAGAGGUUAGCGGUGCGCGGUUUCCCCCACCCUGAGGGCGAACAGAUGAUGGCAUGGCUUUGAAGAGUGGUCCAGGGGACAGCAUGAGGGCCCAGCUCUCCUGCCUUGGCCUGGUGCUGCUCCACCUCCUCCAGAGCUGGGGCCAGCUCCUGCAGUCUAGGAUACCUCCGUCCACCUUUCAGUUCACAGACACCACCUACAAUGCCACCAUUUACGAGAACUCUGCAGCCAGGUCGUACGUCAGCAGCGAGGUGAAGAUGGGGAUCUCUGUGGCAGGCCGGCGCACCAUAGAUAUCAUGUACUCCAUUGAGUCCGGGGACGGCGAGGGGCUCUUCCAGGCCGAGGAUUAUAUCCUGGGGGACUUCUGCUUCCUCCGGAUACGGACUAACGGUGGAAGCGCUGCCAUUUUGAAUCGUGAGGUUCAGGAUAAUUAUACUUUAAGUGUGAGAGCCACCAGUAAGGGUGGCCUGGAGGCGUUUGCUAAAGUUAACGUGGAAGUUCUGGACAUGAAUGACCUCCGACCUUUGUUCUCACCCACCUCCUACUCUAUCGUUGUUUCUGAGAGUACCCCUCUGGGUGCCAGCGUCGCCCAGGUGACCGCCACCGAUGCUGAUACGGGUUCUAACGGAGAGUUCUACUACUUCUUUAAAGAGCGAGUAGAAAUAUUUGCAGUUCACCCAACCAGCGGUAUUAUUUCCCUCAUUGCCAGACCUGAUGCUGACUCGCAAAGUAGAUAUGAACUUGAGAUACUGGCUGUUGACAGGGGGAUGAAGGUGUAUGGAAACAACGGGGUGAGCAGCACAGCCAAAGUAGUCAUCACAGUGGAACGGGUCAAUGCGUUUGCACCACUUCUGAAUGCAGUUGCGCUUACCCCAUCUUGGGCAGAUAAGGAACCAAUAUAUGCGGUAAUCACAGUGGAAGAUUUGGAUGACGGAUUGAAUGGAGAUAUAGAAUGGGUUUCCAUAAUAGAGGGAGACCCCCUGGAACAGUUUGUUAUUGAUCGAUCUGCUGUUGGUAAUGAAUACAGGAUUAAGAUGUCUGAAUCAGUAGCGUGGGAUAGAUUUCCAUACGGUUGCAAUCUCACACUCCAAUCGAAGGAUCGAGGGGCGCCGCCCAAGUACUCCAACGUGCAGACUAUUCAGCUGUUGAUUGAGAAGCCACAGUCUGUCCAGGUCAGGUUUGAAAAAGACGUUUAUAGUGUGACACUGAAUGAGAUCUCCCCACCUGGGACCAUUGUUGAGACGGUGAGGAUUAUUCCUCAACCCAAAAGUGCGAGCUACAGCCUGACAUACACAUCAGAGUCGGAUUAUUUUAUCAUUAACAGCCGAACAGCCGUGAUCACCACUUCGAGGAGAUUCACCACGCUGGUCCAAGAUGCGUUUGAACUUGAGGUGAUGGAGGCUCGUUCAGAGUUGAAAGUAAAAGUGCAGGUUAGCAUACAGGAUGCUAAUGACAACACUCCCAUAUUCGCAAGGGCAUCGUAUGAUAUGGCCAUCAAUGAGAGUUUGCCAGAGGGGACUGUAAUACAAGUGAUAUCUGCCACAGAUACUGACGCAGGCGAGAAUGGAUGCUUAACGCACAGUUUGGCAGGCGUCCUGCCAUUACCUUUUAGCAUCGACCAGAACACGGGUGAACUGAGGAUAACGCAAGAGCUUGACUUUGAGACUUCUGCAGAGACGUUCAGAUUCGCGGUCAGGGCAUCAGACUGGGGCUCUCCGUACAGGUGGGAAAAUGAGGUCAAUGUCACAGUGCGCUUGCUGAACAUCAAUGACAAUCCACCUCUGUUUGAGAGCGUGGCAUGCAAAGGGGUGAUCGGACGGGAUUUCCCUGUGGGGCAGACUGUCAUGACCGUGUCAGCCGUGGACAUGGAUGAGCUGGAGAUGGUCAAGUAUAAGAUAAUGUCAGGUAAUGAGCAGGAUUUAUUUAACCUAAACCCAGACUCGGGAAUUCUCUCCUUACGCCGGUCACUUAUGUCAGCUGCUGUAGGAAGUGGACAGUUCUCCUUGGUUGUCGUGGCGACAGAUGGAGAGCUCUUUUCAGAGCCCACCUAUGUGAAUAUCUCUGUCGUGAGGGGGAGUGCUCCAUCUAGAAAGUUCAGCUGCAUAGACACAAAGAUUGCUCAGAUAUUAGCUGAGACGCUCCUCAAAAAAGCCAGCGCCAUGAACAAGCGCAGGAUGGACGAUAGCUACACAGACAUCUUCUCCAUCAACAGGCAGUCCCCACAAUUUGAGACGUUUCCCUCCGAUAUCUUAGUGCGUGAGGACCUACCCACUGGAGCCAGUGUGUUUAAAGUCAAAGCACAAGAUGGUGACACAGGCUUUAAUGGGCGUAUUAUGUAUGCAAUAUCCAGUGGGAAUAUUGACAGUUGCUUUAAUAUUGACAUUGAAAGUGGUUUAAUAACCAUUUACCAGCCGUUAGACCGUGAAAAAAAUGACCGGUAUCUUCUUAAUAUAACUAUAUAUGAUUUAGGCCUUACUCCGCGGGCCAGCUGGAGGCUGCUGACCGUAAACAUUGAGGAUGUGAAUGACAAUAGUCCACAGUUCCUACAGGAUAGCUACACUGUGAGGAUCCCAGAGAACAGAGCCAUCGGCGGUCAGGUGGCUCAGGUGACGGCUGUGGACAGUGACUUAGGUUCGAACGGAGAAGUGUUCUACACCUUACUCACCAGUGCCCCUCAGUUUGGCAUCAACAGAGAGAGUGGCGCCGUUUAUGUGACAGCAAAACUGGAUCGGGAGACUGUCUCUGACUUUGCUCUGAAGGUCGAGGCAAGAGAUAAAGCCGAGAAGGGCAACCAGAUGUUCUCUGUCACGACUCUGCGGAUCUUCCUGGAUGACGUAAACGACUGUGCCCCAGUGUUUAUUCCUAGUAGUUACAGCUGCCGGGUUCUGGAGGAUCUUCCCAUGGGCGCUGUGAUUGCCUGGAUACAGACGCAGGACCGAGACCUUGGCCCGGGAGGGGCAGUGAAGUACUCCUUGACCAACGACUUCUUGGGGACGUUUGAGGUUCACCCCGAAAGCGGGGCAGUUAGGGUGGCGAAGGAUCUGGAUUACGAGACGCAACAGUUCUACAACCUCACGGUGGUGGCAGAAGAUGGAGGCUCACCGGAUAAGCUCCAGUCUGUGUCUUACGUAGAGGUGGAGGUGGUGGAUGUCAAUGAGAAUCUAUUUGAGCCUUACUUCACAGACUUCGUCCUCAGAGGAUUUGUUAAGGAGAACUCACGCCUUGGCUCAAGCGUGAUGCAGGUGUCAGCCCAGGACGAUGACAAAGGUCGAGAUGGAGUCAUCAGAUACUCCAUAAAAGCAGGGAGUGGCCUUGGAAGAUUCUCCAUUGAUGAGGAGACAGGCAUCAUCUAUACAACUGGUAUGCUGGACUGUGAGACCCAGGACUCGUACUGGCUGACGGUGUAUGCCACGGACAGGGGCGUGGUUCCCCUCUUCACCUCCAUCGAGGUCUUCAUCCAGGUGGAGGACGUCAACGACAAUGCUCCGUUGACCUCUGACCCCAUCUACCACCCGUACAUUCCGGAGAAUUCUCCCAAAGACGUGUCAAUCAUUCAGAUCCAGGCCGAGGACCCGGACGCCACGGCGGUCAACAGUCGCUUAUCCUACAGGAUAACGGCAGGGAAUCCACAGAACUUCUUUACCAUUGGUCAGAAAACAGGACUUAUCACAACCACAUCAAGGAAGCUGGACCGUGAACAGCAGGCAGAGCACUUCCUGGAGGUGACCGUCAUGGAUGGGAGUGGUACCUCGAGACAGGCCACUGUGUGGGUGAUAGUUCACAUUCAGGAUGAGAAUGACAACCAGCCUGAGUUCCCAGAGACCGUGUACCGCAUCAGCGUCCCAGAAAGGGGGCGCAGCAAGAGGGGGUACCCCAUCUACCGAGUGUUUGCCUACGACAGGGACGAGGGGGCCAACGCUGACCUGACCUACAGCAUCGUCGACGGCAACCAGGACGGCAAGUUCUUCAUCGACCCCAAGACAGCCAUGGUGUCCUCCAGGAAGAUGCUCACCGCGGGCAGCUAUGACAUCCUCACGAUAAAGGCGGUAGACAAUGGCAAUCCCCAGAAGGGGUCCACAACACGCCUCCAGAUCGAGUGGAUCCGUAAGCCCCUCCCAUCGACGUCUCCCCUGUUAUUUACAGCACCUUACUUCAACUUCACCGUCCUUGAAAACGCAAAGGUGUCUGAGAGCGUGGGGGUGGUCUCCGUUCACCAGAACACCAUACCGCUGUGGUUUGAUAUCUCCGAUGAUCGCACAUCACAAGACAUGCGCACAUGCGCUAACUGCUCCAUUGAAACAGGAAGUUAUGAUGGCCCGUUUGACAUUAAAAGAGGAAUGGGAACCCUGGUCAUAGCGAGGCCUUUAGACGCAGAGGCCCAGUCCCUCUACAGCAUGACUAUACUGGUUACAGAUGGAACGAACACCGCAACCACUCAGGUGUUCAUCACGGUCCUGGACAGCAACGACAACACUCCAGUCUUCUCCCAGCCUACGUAUGACAUCAUCGUCUCUGAAGACACCCCAGCAGACACAGAGGUCUUAAGAGUCUCGGCCACAGACCUGGACAAAAGAGCCAAGCUGAGCUACUCUAUCCAUGGCAGUGUGGAUCCGGCCAGCAUGAGGAUGUUCCAGAUCAACCCCGGCACCGGUGCUGUCUACACAGCCGACCGAUUGGACUUUGAAGCCCGCACUCAACAUAUCCUCACCAUCAUGGUGAAGGAUCAGGAGUUUCCAUACUACAGAGACCUGGCUAGAAUCUUUGUGGUUGUGGAGGACGCCAACGAUCAGACCCCUUACUUCACAAGCACAGUGUAUGAUGGGGUGGUGUUUGAAUCUGCUGCAGUUGGGACGGCCGUCCUGCAGGUAACUGCACUUGACAAAGACAGUGGGAGAAAUGGAGAACUUAUCUACUCAAUUGAAGCAGGAAAUACAGGGGGUGCGUUUAGCAUUGAUGCGCUCACCGGAGUCAUAUGUGUGGCCAGGGAGUUGGACCUCACCUCAGUAGGAUAUUAUGUCAUCACGGUGCGAGUGACGGACGGUGGCAUCCCACCCCUCAGCACCACCGCCACAGUCAGGAUCGGCGUCUCUCUCUCUGUCGUCUCCAGGCCCAAGUUUACCCAGCAAGAGUACCAGGCCGAGAUCAUUGAGAACGUAGCUGUGGGCACCUUCGUCACCACCAUCACUGCGAUUAGCCGAACAGCAGUCAACUACGACAUCGUCCAGGGCAAUAACGAGAGAAGGUUUGCGAUCAACCGCUACACAGGGGUCAUCACGACUCAGAGGUCGCUGGACUUUGAGGCCUCGGCCUUCUACACUCUUGUCAUAGAGGCUGUCAACAUGGCAGGGGUUGCCUCCAAUACCACUGUCACCACGCAGAUAGUGGAUGACAAUGACAACUCGCCAGUAUUCUGGCAGCUGAGAUACACAGGGACUAUCAGCGAGGCUGCACCCAUUAAUAGCGUGGUGUUGAGCGAGAAUGGUAGCCCGCUGGUAAUCCAGGCCAUGGAUGCAGACCGGAACCAGAACGCCCUCCUGGUUUUCGAGAUCAUCGAGGAUACGGCCAAAUCGUUCUUCACCGUGGAUUCUGGAACAGGAUCAGUCAGGACCAUCGCCAACUUAGACUACGAGACGUCUUCGGAGUUUUACUUCCGGGUUCAUGUGAGGGACAGCGGGAAGCCUCAGCUGACUGCGGAGAGGCCAGCAGAGGUCAUCAUUAAGGUCACAAACACAAAUGACUCUCCUCCUAAGUUUUCCCAGGAGGCCUACGAUGCCGUCCUGCUCCUUCGUACCUACGCUGGAGUUGAAAUUCUAAGGGUGGAGGCCUCUGACCCUGACCUCAUUGGACAGGGUGAUAUGAUCUACUCACUGGCUGACAGCGGCAUGGAACAGUUCACCAUGGAUGCAUCCACCGGAGUGCUCUCUGUGAAAAACAGCAGUCUCUCCAAGGACCGCUACCGCUUCAAUGUGAAGGUUUCUGAUGGGCGCUUCUUCAGUACAGCACUGGUGACAGUGGUCGUAAGGGAAGCCAUGGACAGCGGAUUGGUUAUCAGCCAGCCAUUCUUCGUGUCCUCCAUUCUGGAGAACAAUCCAAAUGUCACUACUGUCGCUGUGGUCAACGCUGUUGGCAGCCGCCUGAACGAGCCCCUCAAGUACACCCUCCUGAACGCUGGGGUCCUCUUCGCCAUCAGAGCCACAUCAGGGGUCAUUCAGACCACAGGGGUCCCGUUUGACCGUGAGAAACAGGAGUCCUACGACUUGGUGGUGGAGGCUAGCAGGGAGUAUGACCGCUUGAGGGUGGUUAGGGUGACUGUGAGCGUGCAGGUGGAGGACGUUAACGACAACGCCCCAGAGUUCAUCGGCUUGCCCUACUAUGCAACUGUGCAGGUGGAUGCCGAGCCUGGUUCAUCGAUUUUCAAGGUGUCCGCCAUAGACUGUGAUAAAGGGGUCAAUGGAGAGGUGUUCUACACACUGAAAGAGGAGCACAGGAACUUUGAGGUCAACCGCCUUACUGGUGAGCUCCUCCUGAAAAGGACCUUUGAUGUUGACCUGUCCAAUGUUGAGUACAAGGUGGUUGUCUUUGCCUGGGACAGAGGCUAUCCAUCACUCUUUACUGCUGUCGACGUACCAGUGACAGUAGUCAACAAGGCCAUGCCAGUCUUUGAGAAACCCUUUUAUGGGAUAUCGGUCCUAGAAGAUAUCGCUGUGCUGACACCGAUUCUCAGCAUCAAUGCCACCAGCCCAGAAGGUCAGAACAUCAUAUACACCAUUGUGGAGGGUGACCCCUUCCUGCAGUUUGACAUCGGCUUUGACAGCGGGGUCAUCAGUGUUGUUUACCCUUUAGAUUAUGAGGUCACCCCCUACUACCGCCUGACAGUGCGGUCCACAGACACUGUUACGGGGGCGAGGUCAGAGGUUGAUGUCGACAUUGCUGUGCUAGAUGUUAACGAUAACGCUCCUGUCUUUGAGAAGUCCUCUUACACUGCCACGCUUGCUGAGAACUCAAUGAUCAGUUCAGCCGUACUGCAGAUCCUGGCCACUGACAAAGACUCAGAGAAGAACAACUUGAUCCGCUACCAGAUUUUGUCAGAUGCGUUCAACAGCACCGAGUACUUCAUUGUCGACGGCAGCACUGGGCUUGUCCUGACUACCCGCAUGCUUGACUAUGAGCAAACACAGCGCUAUAGUUUCAUUGUAAGGGCAACAGACACUGGGGACCCUGCACAAAGCAGUGAGGUUUCUGUCACCGUCCUGAUCGUUGACACCAACGACAAUCCUCCGGCAUUUAAUCAACCACUCUACAACGCCUUUGUGAGUGAACUUGCUCCAAGGGGCCACUUUGUGAGCUGUGUCCAAGCGUCGGAUUCGGACAGCUCAGAUGCGGACCGGCUGAGAUACAGCAUCCUUUCUGGAGAUGACAGGAUGAACUUCUUCAUGGGCGCUGAGACGGGAAUUAUCACCCUGUCCAAUCAGCGAAGGCAAGGCAUGAAACCCCUCUACAGUCUGAACGUGUCCGUGUCUGACGGUGUGUUCACGAGCACCGCGCAGGUGAACGUCCGCGUUCUAGGGGCGAAUCUGUACAGCCCGGUGUUUAGCCAGAGGUUCUACCUGGCAGAGGUGAGGGAAAAUGCCCCUGCCGGUUCUAGAGUCAUACAGGUGAGAGCCACAGACGAGGACUCUGGGCUGUUUGGGCAGAUUGUGUACUCAUUCAUCAACGACAUCGGGAAGACUCAGUUCAGCAUAGCUGCGGAUGGUGUGAUCACCACAUCACAAAAGCUCGACAGAGAGAGCCCAGCGAACAGAGACAUAGUACUUACCGUCAUGGCGUUAGACGGAGGAGGUCGAGCAUCCUUCUGCACGGUGCGAGUGAUGCUCGCAGAUGAAAAUGACAACGCCCCACGCUUCCGUGCUGUGGAGUACAGAGUGAGCAUUAAAGCCAACGCCCCCAUGGGCUCGCUGGUCACUCAGAUCCAGGCCCAGGACCUAGACGUGGGGAACAACGGCCGGGUGACCUACUCCCUUUACAGUGAAGCCAGGCUUCCUCUUGUGGACGUUCUAGAGAUAGAACCAGACAGCGGCUGGAUGGUGACCAAGGGCAGCGUGGCUCACCUCAGAGGAACAGUCUUGUCAUUCUUUGUUAAAGCCACAGACGGAGGAACCCCAGCCAAACACUCCCUUGUGUCUGCCUUCAUCCAUGUGCUCCCUCCUGAGGCAACUAUCCCGUCCUUCACCCAGCCGCAGUACUCGUUCACGGUGCCGGAGGACACGCCCGCAGGAACGGUGCUGGGUUCUGUCUACCUGAGCCUUGGCCAAACUGGAACAUUCGCCGUGGUGAACGGAGAAACCGUGGAGAGCAACCUCGGGGGCACGUUUCUGGUCGAACGGGAAACAGGACUCAUCCGGUUGGUGAAGGCGCUGGAUUACGAGGCCGUCAGCAACUUCCGCAUCAAAGUAUCGGCCACCAUGAGGCAGGACUUUGUCGAGUCCAUCACCGUGGUGGACGUGGAGGUGAAAGUGCUGGACAUAAACGACAACAAGCCCACCUUUGAGACGAACUCGUACGUGGCCAUGGUCAUGGAGGGCAUGCCCAUCGGCACCAGGGUGAUACAGGUGAGGGCUCUGGAUCCAGACUGGGGGUCCAAUGGACAGGUCACCUACAGCCUUGGGACAUCUGUCGACCAGACAAUGGUCACGUCUAGUGCAGCCACCGACUUGAUGUUUGCCAUUGACAGUAAGACAGGGUGGAUCACUACCCUUGGAGUGACGGACCAUGAGAGGUCCCCCUCUUACACCUUCAGCAUCGUGGCCUCUGACCUCGGGGAGGUGGUGUCACUAUCCUCCACAGCCGUUGUCAGCGUUACUGUUGCUGAUGUGAAUGACAACCCGCCCACGUUUGAGAGGGACUACUACAGGGGUGCGGUGAGGGAGAGCGACCCACCAGGUGAGGUUGUGGCCGUCCUUUCCACCAGAGAUGGAGACACCUCGGACCAGAACCGCCUUGUCAGCUUCCACAUCGCAGGAGGGAAUCCUAAAGGAGCCUUUGCACUCACCCCAGUGCAGGGGGAGUGGAAGGUGUUUGUGAAGCGGCCCCUUGACCGCGAGGAGCAGGACCUGUACAUCCUGAACAUCACAGCCAGCGACGGCCUCUUCAUGACCACCGUAGGAGUGGAGGUCACAAUCAUGGAUGCCAAUGACAACAGUCCUGUGUGUGAGAAGGAUGUGUAUGAGAGCUCGUUCCCUGAAGACGUGCCCGUCAACAAAGGCAUCCUCACCCUGGUCGCCGCAGACAGUGAUGUUGGGACCAACGCAGACAUCCAGUACUCACUCUUUGGUAUAGGAGUGGAAGACUUCUUCAUGGAUGCGAGCACAGGUGAGUUGAAGACUGCCAGUGCCCUUGACCGGGAGAGGACCCCGGUCUAUAAGCUGAUAGCCCAGGCUACAGACGGAGGGGGCCUGUUCUGUCGUUCCGAGAUCUCCCUGACCGUACUGGACGUGAAUGACAACCCGCCCUCGUUCGCCUUCACUCAGUACCUGGCCAGUGUCUUUGAGAACGCCUCUCCCAAAGCCCUCGUCACUCGGCUGCAGGCCAACGACCUUGACGAAGGUGAGAACAGGCAGGUGGUGUACUCUCUGGUUGACUCUGCUGACGGUGCGUUCUCCAUUGACGCCUCCUCUGGUGUCAUCGUCCUGGAGAAGUCUCUGGACAGAGAGCUGCUGGACACGUAUAAGAUCAGAGUGCAGGCGUCCGACCGUGGCGCUGCUGACGGAUCACUGUCCUCUGUGGUGGACCUAACCGUCAUGGUGCUGGACGUAAACGACAACCCGCCUGUCUUCCAGAAGCCGGACUACGCCAUCACCAUUCCGGAAGACGUUGCCGUGGGCGCUGAGGUGUUGCGAGUGUUUGCCACAAGCGAUGACGUUGGAGCCAAUGGCGAGAUCUAUUACAGCAUUGGCUCUGGAAAUGAGCAGGGGAAGUUUGCUAUCGAUACAGCGAAAGGCACCAUCACCAUAGCCGAUGACCUUGACUUUGAGGUGUCCAAGGAUUACUUCCUGAAAGUGGAGGCCUGGGACGGCGAGCCCGCCCUGAGCACCACCGCCAUGGUAACCAUCGAGCUGAUGGACGUGAACGAUAACGCUCCCUCCUUCAGCGAAGACAUCUACAACGCGCUGGUCAGCGAGGACGCCAAGAUCGGGGAGACUGUGAUCAGGUUGAUGGCUGAGGACAUGGACAGCCAGGUGAAUGGACGCAUUACUUACUCCAUUCUCAGGGGCGACCGGAGAAAUCAGUUCUGGAUUGACCCCAUGACAGGACUACUCAAAGUCAACAAGGAGCUGGACAGAGAGACGGUCUCCAGCUACUCGCUGGCUGUGCAGGCGUUUGACAGCGGCUCGCCGGCCAUGUCCUCCACCGUCACCAUCAACGUGGACAUUUCUGACGUGAAUGACAACCCUCCCGUCUUCUCCGCUGCCAAUGCCACCGCUGUCAUCCAGUUAGACCAGGCAGCAGGCACCACUAUCCUGAAGCUGAUGGUAACUGAUAAGGACUCUACUCGUAGGCCCCCGUUUGAGUUCAGCAUCCUCUCGGGCAAUGAGGACAGAGCCUUCACCAUUGACCAAUCAGGGGAGCUCCGUUCCAGCCGUGUGAUUGGUCCAGAGGCCACCAGAGAGUACACCCUGGAAGUUCAAGCGAGUGACUCGGGGAAGCCCCCUCUCUCGUCCACCUCCUUCGUGUUUGUGCGCGCCAUCGGGGACAGCCUGUUCAAGCCCGUGACCAACCCCCUGGACAUCAGGGUGGUCAUACCCACGGACGCCUUCCCUGGUGGCGUGAUCGGCCGCAUCUUCGCCAGCGACCGUGACGUGAACGACGUCCUUUCCUUCACGCAGAGGCUGCGGCCCAAGAGCCUGUUCAAGAUCAACCGGCAGGACGGCAAGAUUGUGGCGCUUGCCGGUCUCGAGCCUGGCCGCUACUUCCUCAACGCCACCGUGAGCGACGGCCGCUUCUCCGUGACGGCCGACGUGGGCGUGCUGGUGGAGCAGGCCACGGACGAGAGCGUGCAGGCGGCCGCCACCCUGCGCUUCCAGGACGUCAGCCCCGAGGACUUUGUGGGUCUCCAUCUGCAGAAGAUGAGGGCCAUGCUGCAGCCCCUGGUCGGGUCAGGGUCUUCUACCACCACCGUCGCCGGCGCCGGCAAUGACCCCCAGGGCCAGGACCCUGUGCACGUGCUGAGCGUCCAGCCGGUGGGUCGGGGGGCCCUGCUGGAGGUCUUGCUGGCGGUGGAGACCCCGGACGGGGGCUUCUACAGCCCCAGUGAGCUGGCCCUCCGGCUGCGGGACGUGGAGGAGUCGCGGGGCCUGGCUAAGCUGGUGGCCGUGCUGGACCAGAGCUGCUCGGGGGGCCUGGAGUGCACGGGGGAUCAGGUGUGUGAGCAGAGCCUGACGCUGGACCCCAGCUCGCUGGUCACCUACAGCACUGCCAGUGUCAGUCUGGUGUCCCCGCGCUUCAGCAGGACAGAGAGCUGCACCUGCCCAGGAGGUGCGUGUCCCGUCCCUCUGGAGCUGUGAGGGCAGGCCUGUCCUCCAGACAUGCAGUGUGUGCGCACUGGUCCCACAGCGCCCUCUGUCUGUCAGUGUCAGCCUGGCAGCCUGGAGCAGUGUGCAGGUCAGACCUCCUUGAGCUUCGCAGGCAACAGCUACAUUAAGUACCGCGUGACUGACAGCAGCAGGGCGGGAGACAUGAAGCUGAGCUUGAGGAUCAGGACCCUGCAGAGCAGAGGGGUCAUCAUGUACACACGCGCAGACCCCUGCACCAUGCUCAAGAUCGAGGAGGGCCGCCUGUGUUUCCAGCUGGACUGUGACAACAGCGUGGGCAUGCUGGGCAUCUCCGGCCGGCCCGUCAACGACGGCCGCUGGCACGCCGUCACGCUGGAGCUGAUGCAGAACUCCACGCUGCUCUCGCUGGACGACAGCUACGUGGAGAGCCGCCGGGCCAGCCGCGCCCCCGUGCGCAUCGGGCUUCUCGCCACCGACGGAACGCUCUUCUUCGGGGCACAGGUGAGAGAGGAACCGGUGCGUCCCCCGGCACUGCGUCUGAAGAGGCCCCCCCGCGCCCAGGAUGGCUUCCAGGGGUGCCUGGGGGGGGUGAUGCUGAACGGCAACGAGCUGCCCCUGCAGAACCAGCGCAGUCGCUACGCCCAGGUGGCCGCCGUCAGCGAGGUCAAGCUGGGCUGCAUCCUCUACCCCGACCCCUGUGCCACGCAGCCCUGCCUCAAUAUGGCCCUCUGCAGCAGCUUGCCAUCUGGAGCGUUCGAGUGCAGCUGCGGAGCGCAGUACACGGGCGAGCGCUGCGAGACGGAGGUCACCUCCUGCAUGCCCAACCCCUGCCAGAACGGAGGAGACUGCAAGGCGGUGGGCACCGCAUUCCUCUGCGGCUGUCCCAAAGGAUUGGGCGGCCUCCUGUGUGAUGAGGACGUGAAUGAGUGUGAGCGAGAGGAGUGUGAGAACGGCGGCGCCUGUGUCAACACCUUUGGCACAUUCUACUGCAACUGCACAGCGGGCUACGAGGGCCAGUUCUGCGGGUUGCUGUCGACCGAGCUGCCUGACACAGAGGUGCAGCCGCUCACGUACGUGGGUCCUGUGGAGAUAAUUGGCAUCGGUGUGCUGCUGUUUGUGGUGCUCGUGCUGCUCACGCUGCUGGCCAUCUUCCGGAAACAGAUUCUACGCAAGGACUGGACCCGGGCCGAGGCCGUGGGCAUGUCCACGGAGACCAACUACAUGCUGCACAAGACGGGCUCUGGGGCCGAGGGCAUCGAGUUCAAGGCCGUUCGAGUUGCCGCCGGUGCAUCCGUGGGUCACCAGGGCCAACGCUCGGGGGGUCUCUACCGAAACGAGGGGCCGCCGCAGGUCCUGGUGCGUCCCACAGCCUACACAAUGCCCCACUGCCAGGAUGACGGGCAGGGGAGCCUCGACCUGGACAAGACAGAGUCGUCCUCGACAGGCACGCUCGGAAUGGCCACGCCGGCCUGCCCGCCGCUCAUCAGCCGUUUCCAGGCCGACGCCAUGCCACACUUCCUGGACAGCAUGGCCCGCAGGGGCGUGGCCGUGUGCAGCGUGGCGCCACACCUCCCCUCCAUCCUGCCUGGCCACUCGGAGCGCAGCCCCGCUCACAAAGCUCCCUGGGAAAUGGAUGAUGAUGAUGAGGAGGAGGACGCAGACAUUGAGGAGGGGAAUUAUGAAGAUGACAGGACAGAGUACAGCCAGGAGAGCGGGUCUUUGGAGUGGGAACACAGUCCCUACCGCAGCGAGAGCAGAGCCAGUGGAGCCAGUGGAGCCAGACCACGUGAGGUGACGAACUUGGUGGAGGAGGUGACACGUUUCUCGGAUAACAAUUCUGAGGCAAACUCUCUUCGAUCUUUCCAGUCGGACUCCUGUGAUGAUAAUGCUUCCAUUGUAACUGUCAUACGACUGGUGAAUGACACAAUGGACUCCAUUGAGAAUGAAGUGGCCUCUUUUGGGGAGAUGCAGAGCUAUGGCAUGGAUGCUCAUCAACAGCUUCAGCGUGAGAAUCAGUUUUGUGUUGAGUUCGUCAAAGAAUAUUUUGUGGAUUCGUUAAGAAUGAUGAUGCUUAUGGUGAUGACGGUGAUGAUGAAGUCUGUGUGUUUGUGUGUGCCCUCCUUAGCGUACGACUGGGAGACGUCGGAGUGGGUGCCAGACCCGUGUUUGCCCAGCAUUGAGAUGCCCCCUCAGUUCCGGCCCGCGCUCCCGCCUCCCAGGCCUCUGGGCCAGGCGGGACAUCUCCCCAGAGAUUUCCCUCUGAGGGCGUACAAUGACGACGUCAUGGACUACCACACGUCCUCCCACGACCUGGAGGAGUGCUCGUCGCCCGUCUAUGAGGAGUACGGGGACCAGGACCUUUACGACACGCUGCCUGCAGCCCGGCCACUCUACCCAGGCGGGUACUCGGGCGGCUACCUGGGCGGAUACCCAGGCGAGAGCAGGGCCAGCCCAGCCUGCUACCUGACUGGCUCCCUGUACCUGCCCCCACUGCGAGCCUGGGACGAGAGACCACACAGCUGGGCGCCGGAAGUCCCCCCGAUGCGGGCGGGAAGCCUGCGCGACGUCGGGACGCUGUUGGACCGGGCCUCGCCAUCCAUGCCCCGCCGGAUGCCUAGCAGCCUGCGGGCCCCUCAGGGCUCUGCCAGGGACCUGUCACAGUACGGACAUAGAUACUAA
Messenger RNA from Clupea harengus (Atlantic herring), 14272 nucleotides. RefSeq names its product protocadherin Fat 3-like (gene fat3b). Lineage: Eukaryota; Metazoa; Chordata; Actinopteri; Clupeiformes; Clupeidae. Gene Ontology annotation, cellular component: plasma membrane. The record is from RefSeq and is a predicted model, not a curated record. Gene Ontology annotation, biological process: homophilic cell-cell adhesion. Gene Ontology annotation, molecular function: calcium ion binding.